AUGGCGCAAUUCAUUCCUCGGCAAACAUUUGGCCUACCAAACUCAAUUCCCAAGACAUAUUACCUAGGCCAUCAUGCUACAGCCCAAUCUGGUAUGAUCAAGAGACUGAACAAUAUACAUCUCAUCCUCGAAUGCCGCGAUCUACGUCUCCCAUUGACCACGAAUAAUCCCAUCCUCGAACAAUCCCUUGCCGGCCGCGAGCGAAUUGUUGUCUUCACAAAAUGCGACCUCACAACCAACAAACCCGAGUACGUCAACGCUCUGCGCAAGUUGUACGGCGAUCGUUUUGUGCUCUGGAAUAAAGAGAGCGAAAAAACAACAAAAGACCUCCUUAGAAAGGUCAAAGAUGUUGCGCGCGCAGUCGACUCAAUAACGGGAAUGAGGGCCAUGAUCGUAGGGAUGCCCAAUGUGGGAAAGAGUUCAUUGCUCAACACAUUACGGAGUAACGGGCUACCGCAGAAAACUAAAAAGUCAGCCAAGACUGGGGGGCAACCAGGAAUUACGCGCAAGAUCGGCACGAGCGUUCGCAUCGUGGAAACAAAAGGCAAUGAUCCGCAGAGAGGUGUUGGUGAAGGGGUAUUCAUGUUAGAUACUCCAGGUGUCUUCGUACCAUACGUCGACAACCCAGAAACCAUGAUAAAGAUUGCGCUCGUGCAAGGCAUCAAGGUUGGCCUGGUACCUUCAGAGGUUCUGGUAGACUACCUGCUCUACCGCCUCAACAAGAUCGACCCAGCCUUCUACGAGCAGUAUUCAAAGCCCACAAAUAGCGUUGAAGAAUUACUUACAUCCAUUGCUACGAAAACAGGGAAACUGAAGGCUGGGGGUUCACCAAACUUCCAUGGAGCGGCCAGCGUGUUCCUGAAAGAUUGGAGAACCGGGAAGCUGGGCAAGUUCAUGCUCGAAGAUUUAACGGACGAAGCAAUCGAGGAACAUCAACAGCGAUUGAUAAAUCCCCCACUCAGCAUGAACCAGGCUAAAAAGCAACUGAAAGAAGCACGCGCACAAGAAAGAGCGGGUGCUUAG
Molecule: messenger RNA, 1023 nt
Organism: Fusarium venenatum
Lineage: Eukaryota; Fungi; Ascomycota; Sordariomycetes; Hypocreales; Nectriaceae
Product: P-loop containing nucleoside triphosphate hydrolase protein
Biological process (GO): mitochondrial translation
Cellular component (GO): mitochondrion
Molecular function (GO): GTPase activity; GTP binding
Source: RefSeq, a predicted model, not a curated record